GUCUUUCCCCAACCCCCCGGAAGUUCUUCUUUUAAUCCCUGAAACAGAAGAGGUCUGGGGCUACAGCUAGGCUCAGGCUAAUCAUGCCUACAGCUGUGACUAUGGAGGAAAAUUUGGAUAAAUUACAAGAGCAAUGCGAGGCUCAAGAACUUGAGGCGCCAGGGGGCAUCGCCACGCCGCAGGUGUACGCGCAGCUGCUGGCGCUCUACCUGCUGCACAACGACAUGAAUAAUGCCAGGUAUCUAUGGAAGCGAGUUCCACAGGUAAUUAAAUCGGCAAACCCCGAGCUCACAGCUAUUUGGACCGUAGGCCAGCACAUUUGGCAGAGAGACUUCCCAGGGAUCUACACAGCCAUUGCAGCUCACCAGUGGUCAGAAAGCAUUCUUCCGGUCAUGGAGGCCCUGCGAGAGAGCACGCGACAGAGGGCCUACAGCUUGGUGGCGCAGGCGUACACCUCCAUCACAGCGGAGGACUUUGCUGCUUUUGUGGGUUACUCUGUUGAAGAAGCAGUGAAAGGCGUAGUGAGUCAAGGCUGGCAGGCAGAUCCCACCACCAGGAUGGUCAUGCCCAAAAAACCAGACCCUCCCCCAGUGUCCUUGGUUCCAAAUGAACAGCAGUUGGCCAGACUCACAGACUACGUGGCUUUCCUGGAGAACUGAUAACCCACCCAUCAUGCCUAUCUGAUACUGGACAGUCUUAGUCUGCUUUGCAAGAUCUCACUCCACUCUUCCAGCUUCCAUGAACUCAUUUGGUCUUUGAACUCUUGACAAAGUUUAUGUUCAACCAAUGAACAUAAACCUUCAUAUUCAAAAAGUUUUUUGUUUUCUUGGUUCUGCUGUGAACAUUUGAGCCCAAGUCCUGCUGUAUGAUCCAAGUCCAAGUUGUCGGUAAAUGUGCAAACCUUCAGUCCCAGCCGCAGGUUUGAUUGAAGGAGGAUCCUCAGCCUAAAGUUUGCAUGUGGAGCAUCCGCUGUGAGCUCAGGCUUCUGACUUUGUGCUUUCAGUUUUGUUUAGAUUGACAAAUAAAUGCUCUGCUGUUUGUAAAAAA
Oryzias melastigma (Indian medaka) is the source of this 1047-nucleotide messenger RNA. It is a transcript of the gene cops8, whose product is annotated as COP9 signalosome subunit 8. NCBI's taxonomy places the organism in Eukaryota, Metazoa, Chordata, Actinopteri, Beloniformes, Adrianichthyidae. Bases 84 to 659 code for a protein of 191 amino acids. The record is from RefSeq and is a predicted model, not a curated record. Gene Ontology annotation, biological process: COP9 signalosome assembly; protein deneddylation. Gene Ontology annotation, cellular component: COP9 signalosome. The transcript is spliced from 7 exons.